AUGCAAGAGGCAGAGACGGAAAGCUUGGCGGAGAGCAUCCGCCGCUUCUCGCUCUCGGAUGAGCCGCUGUCCACCUCGACGGCUCACUCGUUUGUCGAUGCCUUCGCACCCCUCUCCCACAGCGCACCCCUCGCGCAGCACUCGUCCGCUCAGCGCGGCGAUGCCGAUGUCGUCCUCACGCAACUCAAGCAGGCUCGCAGCACAGCACUCGUCACGCUCGCCUCGCGCUCCUCCUCGGCCACCGCGUCAAGCGUCUCCGACAAGAUUACGGACGAGAACCUCCCGCAGCUGCUCACUCCCGUCAUUCGUUCCAAACUUGCCGACACCACGCCACACAGCCUGCUCGCCGCGCUCAACUUUUUGGCGGCUCUCUUCAGCGUAAUCCCCACGGAGGCGCACGACAUUCUCAUCGCGGAAGGCAUCCUCGAUCUCGUGCUAGAAGCUCCAGAUGCCUGCAACGCUGUCCGUCGCCCCACAUCCGAUUCCGCAUCGUCGGAUGUCCCGUCACCGCCGCUGCAGCUGCGCGACGACCAGCUCGUCAGCUUGGCCCUUGCAGAGCUCGUCUCUUCCGCCGCCAAUUCCACAGUCACACGCAAGUUCCUGGCAGGUCAGCAGGCUCUCCUCGACUGGCUCGACAUUGCCUGUGUUCCUCGAAAUACCAGCUCGUCCGCGCCCGCUUUGGAUUCGCAACCAAAAUCCAACGCAGUCGCCAUCCUGUCCGGGCUCGCAGACAUCAAGAUCUAUCGCGCCACUGCCUCGGAAUCCGUUCAAGGUCUGUCUCAGUCGCUCUCUUCCCAGCAGACCUCGCAGCAGGACCACAUCCGCAAAAUUAAGCAGGAUAGGUCAGAACGUCAACGCAAGGACCAUUCUCUCUUCGAUGCUAUUCGUGUCGAACUGCUGAGUCGCAGUCCAGGCUCUGAGCCAUCCCAGAAGCUCGAAUCUCUCGAUCAGGUCGCUCGAGCUGAACUCGAUCGCAGCAUUCAGCUCGGCUGUCUCGAGGCUUUGGCCUAUCUCACAGUCCAGCCGGUCUUCAAAGAUCGAUUGGCAGCCGAACCGCGCCUCCUCACAAUCCUUUGCACCACUUUCCAUCCCACUGCACCCAAACAUACCGGCAUCACAAAGACAGUCGACGCGGACAGCCAAAGAUUCGACGGCGCAUUCCAGCUCGGUCUCGCCACCAUUCUCUCCAACCUCACCGCUUAUCCAAAGACCCUUACAGCUGAGGAGAAGCAAAUUCGUCGGCUUCGCAGGUUUGCCAAUGCCCAAGAGACAAAGCAGAACGACGCUACAUCCGCAGACAACGGCGACGGUGACGACGACGACGAGCUCGAGACGGUCGAACACGCGGACAAGAGAUGCGCCGCCGUCUUGGACGCCAGAGGUAUCGAAGCACUCUGCUCUCUCGCCCUGGCAGGUCGUCCAUCCCCCAACUCCACAAGUGCGGGGUUGAAGGUCAAUCCCAGCAAAAGCGUCCGAACUGCCUGCAGUGAUGCUCUUCUGGCCCUCCUCACAAAGCAAGACCGCACCGUACGCGGCAAGGCCGUACAGCAAGGCGCACUCAAGGCUGUUCUGGCGCUCUCAGCUCCCGUCCUUCACGACCUUCUUCCUGCACCCAGCACCGACGCCGAGGCUGAGCAGUCGAGCGCAAAUCGGACCGGCCUCUUUUCUCGAGGCGCAAAGUCGUCAACUCCAAGCGUCACCUCGCACGACCUCGCACCCUUGCAGGCGUUGGCGAAACUCCUCAUCUCCCUCAAUCCCUCCAUUCUCUUCCCCUCGGAGCAAGGCCUCCUCUCCGUCACUUCGCUUAUCUGCAGCCUUCUGCUCGCCCCAACUGCCUUCCAGCUCCAAAAGUUCGAAGCUCUCCUCGCCCUCACCAAUCUCGCCUCGCUCUCUCCUCAGAUCUGCCUCAAUGUUGCCGCCUUCUCUCUGGAGACUGCCACCAGAGAUAGAGUCACAAACGACUCGUCCAUCGCAUUCAGCACAUCAUCCGUGCUCGCACAUGCAUGCGAACAGCUGCUCAUGGAAGACCACGCCAUGCUCCGAAGGGCCUGGAUCGAAUUGCUCGUCAACUUGCUCCAGGUUCAGGAAGUUUUCGCGUACUUUGUCGCCACUUCUCCCGGCUCCCGCGAGCAACAGAGCCGACUCAUCCUGCGCCUCAGAACCCUCCUCGGUCUGUCCGAGGUAGACGACUGGGCGUACGUGAACCGCAUCAAUACAGACGAGUCUUCUGGCGCCUCGCCAUCUCCCUCCAAAGCCACAGGCGGGGAGCCCUCGCUCGCAACCAGGAUGGCAAGCUUGGCGAUCCUAGCCAUGGUGUCCGACUCCGAGCCGGUGGCGCAUUCCUUGCUGUCACUCGAAAGGCUCUUCCCCGUGCUGCUGACGAACCUCGUGCUCGAUCGAUCCGACCAAGACAUCCGCAAUCAAUGGGAGCGAGCCGAUCUGCAGGCCCCCGGCGCGGGUCAGCCGAGAAAUAAGGCAGAUGCACAAGCUCAGGCAGAGCUCAACGCCAUCAACCUCAGCCUACGUGCCAGCUACGUCAUCCUCAACGUGCUUCCGCAUCUUAAGCGCGAAGAAGGAGCUCCGUCCAAACCUAACGGAGGCUUGGAAAGAGACGUCUUCCGAGCAGCGCUGCGAGAUACCAUCAACCACCACGUCGCCCAGUGCAAGCAACCCGGCGCUCAAGAUCACGUUACACAGGCCCGCAAAGGUCUGCUCGAGGUGUUGGCCGAGUGUCUCAAGGCCGCUUGA
Messenger RNA from Moesziomyces aphidis, 2748 nucleotides. The record is from the annotation of a GenBank genome assembly. Lineage: Eukaryota; Fungi; Basidiomycota; Ustilaginomycetes; Ustilaginales; Ustilaginaceae.